Paramecium sonneborni is the source of this 292-nucleotide messenger RNA. Lineage: Eukaryota; Ciliophora; Oligohymenophorea; Peniculida; Parameciidae. The record is from the annotation of a GenBank genome assembly.
GUAGAAUUUGAACAUGUUUAACAUUAAGAAUCACAGUAUUAACAGAUUCCAUUAAUUUCAAUAGUGCCAUUUUAGCAUAUACAAGUUUUAUUGAUAGUAUUUAAAAUUCUUUUUUAAGUAGAAUCACAAGAAAUGCAAUUAGUUGAUGUUGUUUAGCAAGUUAAGCAAUUAGAAUUACAUAGAUUACAUUUUUAAGUGCCAAUGUCAUAAUAUCCAUUAUCACAAACACAACUUUAUCCAACUAAGUGUCUGGUUGAAGGACAAUUUAAACAUUAAUAAGAAAAUGUUUGAC